UGUCGAAAGGAUUCUGACUGCAUAGCAGAAAACUCUGGGUGUAUUGCAGACAUUUGCAGCUGUCUAAUUGACUUCAUUUUGAUCCAAGAUCAGUGUGUUUCAGCUCCACAGAAGGCAUCGUCGAAGGUCUAUCUUAUGGCAAUUGGAUGCCUUUUGUCCGUCCUAAUUUUUUCGUUGUCACUCUGCUUCCUCUACUGGAGACGGAAAGUGCACGAACGACGCGAAGAGAGAGACUUGGCUCUGUCGAGAGCGCUCCGUCAUACUGCGGAGUCAUGGGUCACAUUCUCACCUUCAAUCGCCGAUGACGUUGUAUACGGGCGCCUGACACCAGCCGCUGAUUCUGUGUGCUAUCUGCAAAUGUUUGACAAGCCUCCGUCGUACGAGACACUCUGCAAGGGCCACCUGAUGGUGAACGGCUCUCCGCUGCGGCUAGAAGCACAGGCAGAAGUGUCUUCGCCGCCACCGUAUCAAGAAGAGUCGUCGGCUCACAAAGGAUGUCUGCUUCAGCAGGGAUUUACCUCACGGCAUCUCAACAACUAAUU
Messenger RNA from Ixodes scapularis (black-legged tick), 542 nucleotides. RefSeq lists its product as uncharacterized. Lineage: Eukaryota; Metazoa; Arthropoda; Arachnida; Ixodida; Ixodidae. The record is from RefSeq and is a predicted model, not a curated record. The coding region runs from base 136 to 540 and encodes 134 amino acids. The transcript is spliced from 4 exons.